CUCAAGUUUUUAUCAAAAUAUCACAAAAAUGUUCCGUAACACAUUUCAAAAAGGAUUCCUAUCAAUUUUCUACAGCAUUGGAAGUAAGCCAUUAUUAAUAUGGGAUACAAAAGUAUCGCAUGGACACAUCAAGAGAAUAACUGACGAAGAUUCAAAAUCAUUAGCUUUAGACAUUCGGGGAGUAAAUGUGAUAAAUUGCUACAUUACAGCACCAGCCGAUCCAUGCACAUGUCUAGGAAUCAAGCUUCCAUUUAUGACAAUCAUUGUGAAAAAUUUAAAGAAGCAAUUUUCAUUUGAGGUACAAAUUUUGGAUGAUCGAAAUCAGCUCCGACGCUUUAGAUUCUCAAAUUAUCAGAAAAAGACAAGAGUCUCAAAUUUUACAACAAACAUGCCGCUAGCACUGAAUUGUGGGUGGAAUCAAAUACAAAUGAAUCUUGUCGAUUUCACACGACGUGCUUAUGGAACAAAUUAUAUGGAAACAGUUCGCAUAACCAUUCAUGCCAAUUGCCGUUUAAGGAAUAUUUAUUUCUCAGAUCGUUUGUACACUGAUGAUGAGAAGCCUGUUGCCUUUAAAUUUAUGGGCAAAGACGACGAGAAGAAAAAGGAGAAAGAGGCAUUGAAGAAAAUUCUCAAGGAACCAAAGAAAUCUGUUGUUGCAAUUGAAACUGUUCGACCUUCCUCACCAGUUUCUCAUAUCACAGAAACGGCAGUCGUUAAUGAAGCAUAAAUUGUAUUUUUGGUUUUGGAUAUAAUAAAAGAAGGA
Molecule: messenger RNA, 763 nt
Organism: Chironomus riparius
Lineage: Eukaryota; Metazoa; Arthropoda; Insecta; Diptera; Chironomidae
Source: the annotation of a GenBank genome assembly